AUGAGUGAUAAGCAGGGCGUGCCAACUUUGCCGCCCCUAACUGGGGGUGGAAAUAACAAUGGGGGAAGCAGUUCUAGCAGCGGAACUCAGCAGCAAACAGUUAACUUGCAGCAAGUAUUGGCAAGCCAAGGUCUCAAUGUUCUCACUACCGGAGCUGGACAGCAAUUUGUCAUCGCAUCCUCAGUUCCUGGUCUUUCUCAGGUCAUACAAAGUGGCGCGACAACGACGGCUGGAUUACAACAAGUCACGCGUAUUGUCAACAUCAGCAACAUGUCAAGUGGUUCGCCUUUGGGAUCUCCCAACCGGCAGAACACGACGAAAGUUGUACUUGCGACAUCACCGAAACUCGUGAGAACCUCCCUCGGAAAUAUGUUUCUGACGCCGACUUCUCAAAUAACGUCGUCGCCGCCGGCCAAAAAGCUUAAAUUAUCAGAGACCUCGGAGAAGCCGACGCUGCUUGAUGACACCAACGGUUACCGUCGUAGGAUAAUGGAACAUAAAUUCAAAAGAAUGCGCGCGAUUCGCGAGAAAUACGCAGAGAACGUGUCUGAGCUUUACUUUCUCCACGCCGGCGGUAACAUCAUGGACUUCCAGGCGUGGAAGAAAAAGCAACCGACGGCCUCGUACCUCCAGUUCUUGCGACAGCACCGUCUAGAUCCUGACGACGAGAACGAAGACCUUACGACCCCACUACCUGUAUUUACAAAUCCCGCGGUAUCGACAGUGACGACUCUCAGCACGUCAAAUGCGACUUCGAGUCAAGGGGUCGAAGUUAAGCUCGCGGGAGUUGGGGUUACUCCUGUAGCAGUUUCCACGACCUUACCUGCAACCGUUGCCCAGCUUAGUCAGCAAGUAGGACAGAUACCAGGUAGGACUCAAGGGGGCCGACAUGGAAUGGUAUUUGCCAUCCGAGCGGCUAUUCAAUCUCCAACAAUGAACGUUCACCCUUCACCCACGUCUACUCUAGCACCCACAUUCAUUAUAGUUCCAGAUUCAUCAAAACCGGCGGUUAUGGCUACAAAUCCUUCUGCAAAUAUAGCGAAUAAACAGCCUGCGGCCUCAACUUCCAUCAAAACAAUACCACCUACGACAACAGUAGCAACCACUACGGUAGCUAAUACUGUGACUUCAGCGUCACCUCCUACGUCGUCGGGUCAACCUGUUGUUAAACUUGUUAAAAUGCCUGCAAAUUCUCCUUCUUCAUGUGAUAGUCAAAAUAAUGAGCAAAUUGCAGAGAAAGCUAAACAAGAAGCUUAUGUAAUGCAAAGAAUAAAUGAACUACAACGUGAGGGUCUUUGGUCGGAAAAGCGACUGCCAAAGGUACAAGAGCCUCCGAGAACAAAAGCGCACUGGGAUUAUCUACUGGAAGAAAUGGUCUGGCUGUCUACUGAUUUUGCGCAAGAGCGUAAAUGGAAAAAAGCUGCGGCUAAAAAGUGUGCGAGAAUGGUACAAAAACACUUUUUGGAGAAAGAAGCUCAAGCUCAAAAGGCUGAAAAAAUGCAAGAACACAAGCUCAAAAAAAUGGCCGGUGUUAUCGCCAAGGAAGUAAAAACCUUUUGGGCUAAUGUUGAAAAACUUGUGGAGUUCAAACAGCAGACGAGACUGGAUGAGAAAAGAAAAAAAGUACUCGAUCAACGGUUGAACUUUAUGGUCGGGCAAACUGAAAAAUUUUCAACGUGGCUUACAGAAGGCCUCAAUAAAACCGAAGGCACUAUGAGUAUUUCAGCUUCCAAAAAUAGUUCGAGGAUAUCGUCACCUUUACCCACGCAAAAACAACACUCAGAUGAUGAGUUUGAGCCUAAUCAAAGUUCUGAAGAUGACGAAGAAACGAUAGCUAAAGCCGAGGAAGAAAUGAAAUCAAAUCACAAAGAGGAAGUUGAGUUACUUAAAAAAGAAUCAGAAAUACCCUUGGAAGAUUUACUCAAAGAAUUACCACCAAAUUAUCUCGAAGAGAGGGAUAAAAGUUUAUCUCCGUCUCCAGAAGAUUCGAUUAAUGUUCAAGAAGAAGAAGAAAAUAAUACGGAUGCCGAUGCUGAAUUUACUGUCGCUUCAGAAGAGUCUUCGGACGAUGAGAACACUAUUAUGGAGCAAGAGGAAGCUGAAGGCAAUUCCGUUGAUCAUCGGCAAGAGCUGGACGAUCUUAAAGCUGAAAAUGAUAUGUCUAUCGAUGAGUUGAUGGCCAAGUACGGAAAUAUGUCGGGAACUAUGGAAGUCGACGAAGACAGUGAGCAUGAAUCUGGUAAAGAGUCUGACAAGGAUGAUGAUAAAGAAGACGAUGAAGAAGAAGCUGAAGCCGAAGUUGAAGCUGAGGCAGAAGCUGACGAUAAAUCUGAGAGUGAGAAUGAAAGCGAGGAUGAAACUAAAGAAGAUGAUGAGGAUUCGCAUAGUCAGAGUGAUGAUGAAACUGAUGUUGGUUUGAAAUCAUUGUUAGAAGAUCUGGAUGAUAAAUCGUUAAAUAAAAAUCCGAAUGAGUCACAGUCUGAAGCACACAAUGAAAUGGACGACGCUGCCGCUUUGGCUGAAAGUAUUCAACCUAAAGGAAACACACUUCUGACUACAAGUGUUGUGACUAAAAUUCCGUUCCUCUUGAAACACUCGCUCCGUGAAUACCAACACAUAGGCCUUGAUUGGCUGGUAACAAUGUUUGAGCGAAAAUUAAAUGGAAUAUUAGCCGAUGAAAUGGGUCUCGGUAAAACAAUUCAAACAAUAGCAUUGUUGGCCCACCUUGCAUGUGAAAAGGGCAAUUGGGGACCUCAUUUGAUAAUUGUACCUACAUCUGUGAUGCUAAAUUGGGAAAUGGAGUGCAAAAAAUGGUGUCCGGGUUUUAAAAUUCUCACUUACUACGGAACUCAAAAAGAACGUAAGCAAAAGCGAACCGGUUGGACAAAGCCAAAUGCAUUUCACAUCUGUAUAACGUCUUAUAAGCUGGUUAUUCAGGACCAUCAGAGUUUCCGUCGAAAGAAGUGGAAAUAUUUAAUUUUAGAUGAAGCUCAAAAUAUUAAAAAUUUCAAAUCACAACGAUGGCAGCUUCUUUUAAAUUUUCAAACUCAGAGACGUUUAUUGUUAACGGGUACACCCUUACAAAACAAUCUUAUGGAACUCUGGUCGCUCAUGCAUUUUCUUAUGCCCAAUGUAUUUCAAUCUCACCGUGAAUUCAAAGAAUGGUUCAGUAAUCCUGUUACCGGCAUGAUCGAAGGAAACAGUGAAUACAACGAAAAUAUUAUUCGUCGACUUCAUAAGGUUUUACGUCCAUUCUUACUUCGAAGAUUGAAAACCGAAGUAGAAAAACAAUUACCAAAGAAAUAUGAGCACGUAAUAAUGUGCCGUUUAUCAAAACGUCAAAGAUUUUUGUACGAUGAUUUUAUGUCACGUGCUAAAACAAGAGAAACUUUGGCCAGCGGUAAUUUGUUGAGCGUUAUCAAUGUGCUGAUGCAAUUACGUAAAGUGUGUAACCAUCCGAAUUUAUUUGAAGUAAGACCGACUGUAUCGCCCUUUCAAAUGGAAGCUAUUGACUUUGUCACAGCUUCGUUGGUGUGGAAUGUACUUGAUUACGAUCCUUUUAAGCACAUCGAUUUGUCGAUUUUAAAUUUGAAUCUAUUAAAAUUAGAGCGGACGAUCACCGCGUUUGUGUCACACAGAGUGCGUCGCUUCCAAACACCACGUAAACUGAUUGAAGAAAUAGAUAGCCAACCACCGCCACCACCGCGUUGUCCAGCUGGAAAAAUAAAAAUAACUGUAAGACUGUCAAAUCAAGUUAAACCGCCACCGGUAACCCCACAGCAAAUAACGCAAGCUAAAAUUAAAAGUUUGACUGGUAUUUUACCAACACCACGAGUGGGUACGUCGCCGCUGAUUAAAACUCUUAAUAACCAACCCACUGGGCAAGGUGUAACACUACGUGUUGCCGGUGGUCAGCAACUUCAGGGUUACGUCCAGCUUGUCCAACACCAAGGCAACGUCAAAGCAAUUCCCAUGGCUGCAAUACCGCACAACUCUCAAACAACAUCAUCUAGUACGGGUACUCCGGCAACAAUUAACGCUCAGAAAAUAGCUGUGAGCAGCCCAAAUAUUCGUGAUGGUUUACAGAGAUUAACGCAAACUGUCACAUUCAAACAGGGUGACUCUGUACAGAGGAUACCUAUGUCCAGUUUUGCUCAAUUGGUUCAAACGUCAACCGGAAGGCAUAUUAUCCUUCAUUCCAGUCAACAAACUACUAACACCGUUUCUUUUCCUGUAAUGACAUCGAGUGGCCAAAGACUAACAGUCCUUUCACCAAAAUUCACCCCAGUGACUAAAGUUGUUGGCGGUGUGGUAACAACAUCAGCAAAUACAGUCGGAGGUCGGCCUGUAAUGCGAGUACCACCAUUGAAUGUUUCAACGACAGUAGCUUCGGCAAUGGCAUCGCCGCCGCAACCACAAAUACGCAGCAUAGUAACUCGAGGUGCUAGCAUCGUAACAACUGGUGGUGUCACUAGCGCAAACAACAGCAGCAAUGCCAAUGGCACUGCACAACAAAAAGAAGUGGUUAAAAAACGAAAAGAAAGUCCUAAAUCUGACUUUUACGUGGCGCAACUCGAAGAAGAUCGGCGACAAAGGCGGCAAGCUAAGUUGCGUACCAUAGCGAACAUUAACGAGCGUAAAUGCGCAGCGUGUCCUUUGUACGGUGAAGACCUUUUCACAGCGUUGAGAAUUGACAAACCAGCCUCGGGUUGUCAGUGGCACAACGGCUGGUUGAAUUGUACGAAUGCCAAGCAACCAGCACGGACACGUCGUCAAUAUUUCUCCCGUACAGAAGCUCUUGCUCAAGCGAUAAAAUCAACAGAACAAAUAGUCGAAGAGUUGAAGGAAGUGUUUGAGCGUUUCGUCUGUUAUGUACCAGCAGUAAGAGCUCCUAUGCCGCGUUUCCACGUUUCUCAUCCAGCACCGAGUAAAUUAUGGCAACAUCAACGCAUGCAGAUGGUCCUUCAGCGGCGAUUAACACCUAAAUGUGCAGUACUCCAUCCUAUAAGUAGCGCGAUGAUGACACAAUUUCCCGAUCCACGACUUAUACAGUAUGAUUGUGGUAAAUUGCAAUCAUUAGAUCGUUUAUUGAGAAAAUUAAAGAGUGGAAGUCAUCGUGUGCUGAUAUUUACACAAAUGACUAGAAUGUUGGAUGUACUUGAGGCAUUUCUUAAUUAUCACGGUCAUAUUUAUUUAAGAUUAGACGGUACAACACGCGUUGAUCAGCGUCAAUUUCUCAUGGAAAGAUUCAACGGUGAUAAACGUAUAUUUUGUUUCAUACUAUCGACGAGAUCGGGUGGUGUUGGUGUCAAUCUUACUGGAGCUGACACAGUUAUAUUCUACGACAGCGAUUGGAAUCCUACUAUGGACGCUCAGGCGCAAGAUCGUUGUCAUAGGAUCGGACAGACUCGAGAUGUUCACAUUUACCGACUUGUUAGCGAAAAGACUGUUGAAGAAAAUAUUCUCAAAAAGGCCAAUCAAAAGAGAUUACUCGGUGAUCUAGCUAUUGAAGGUGGUAAUUUCACUACUGCGUACUUCAAGAGUUCGACAAUCCAGGACCUCUUUAAUAUUGAUCAGACUGAAAAUGAUGCGUCGGCACGUAUGGCUGAUAUCGUUGAACAAAAAAGAGAACGUGACAAGUCACUGUUGAAAGAAGUCUCGUCUUGUUCGAGUAGUAAUAGUGCUAAUAAUAGUAAUGCUGUAACACCGGUUGUCGAAGAAAAGGUAGCGAUGGGGGCUUUGGAGAGUGCACUCGCCGCUGCUGAGGAAGAUCUCGAUGUGUUGGCUGCGAAAACUGCCAAGGCUGAAGCUGUUGCCGAUCUUGCUGAGUUUGAUGAAAAUAUUCCGUUGGACGAUGCUGAUCGGGAGGACACGCAAAUCAGUAAAGCUGAACAAGAAGUUCAGAAUUUGAUUUCACAGCUAACACCAGUGGAACGAUACGCGAUGAAAUUCGUCGAAGAAACCGAAGGUACAUUUUCAGCAGCCCAAUUAGCAGCAGCAGAACGCGAACUGGAGGAACAGAAAAAAGAAUGGGAGUUGGACCGACUACGUGCUCUACGCGAGGAAGAAGAACGACGAAUGAGGAUGGCUGAUGACGACGAUAAGCCAUUGACAUUCAGCCGCGAGGAUGCUCAGAAUCAGGUUAAUAGUAAUAAUAAUUCUAAGAGAGUAGAAAAAAGCGAGGUGGGUUCUGUUGAAGAAAUAAUUAAAUCGGAUGUUGAUGACAAAAUGUCUGAUGUUACGGGCUCUAUGAUAAUGGACAUGUCUGAGUCUAAUGAUGAGAGUGACAACAAGCAGGAGGAAUUAACAUCCGAGGUGUCGAAUAAAACAACUCCCCGUGAAUCUUCGUGUCCCGAGUCGCCAAAAUUAAAUAGUGAUACGUUAGAAGAAUGUAAAGUUCCGUGCGACGAAAGUAAACGCACUCGCUCAAGUCGUAAUAACGCUAAAAAAUUAUCAGAUGAUACGAUUGCUAAAUUUGAAAUUACAGAAGAGGUGAAUCAUGUGACGCGGUCCCAUAAACCUGAAUUUAAAGACAUUCAUGAAGACACCGAGAAUUUGGACGUUAAUGUCGGUUCGCCAAAUAACAGGAUCAAUACGUCACCGAUGACCGUCAACGAUGUGGUGGAUGAUGAGUACUGUAUCAUAAGUAACAAAGAAAAAUCAGGAGAUGAUUCUUCAGCGGAUUCUUCGUGCACGGAUGUGAAUGCUGAACCGAAGAUAGAGACGAUUAUUCUGAGAAAAACGCGAACAAGAUCUUCGUUGAGCAACGUACCUUUGAGCAGUCGAACUCGUCGCGCUUCGAAGAUCCACAAAUCAGAGGAGAUUAUUGACGUUGAAGCUAAAGAGAUAAAGCAAGAGUCGAUAGACGGCGUUGAGGAGGAAAAAAGUCAACUUGAGAAAACCAGCUGGCCGAAAGUUUGCGUUGAGAAUAUUCUGUUGGAUGAAUCCGUGCCAAUUGAGGCAACUAUUUUGCCUCCCGUUGAACCGACCGUCUUAAAGCCGCAGAACUCUGACGAUAAAACCUCUGAGUCGCCGCCGAAUCCUAAUCUUACUCUGCGAUUAAAAAUAACUCGUCCAGAUACUCCAUUUCCGCGUAUUUUAAGACGCCGGACCAAAGCUCACUCGCCGUUUGCAGAACCACUGGCUCCUGUGUCCGACGAGUCCAGAAAAGCUCGGAAAAGUUUAGAAAAAAAAAUAGUCAAAAAAUCUUCCGAAUCUGAGUCAGCGCCCGAAGAAGAGAAAAAACCCGAAGGACGCAAGAGUCCUAUAUUAAUUUUAUCAGACAUUAAAUUAAAAUUACCAAUUCCAAAAUCUCCUCAACCUCCACCACAAUUACAACCAGAAACUUCCACUUCAUCGUCAUCGCGAGUGACGCGUUCAUCAAUGGUUCUAGAUUCUCCUAUUGUGGUGAUCAAAGAGCGCUCGUCUUCAGAUAGACCUACCACACGGUCUCAGGGCAACAUGGACAAUGGGUUUUUAUUGCCGACUCAGAUAAAUCGCAAAUCUCGGGGUAAUUCACAGCCCAAAGUAUUAGCAACAACUCCAGAGUCAAAAUCAAAAUUAAAUGACAAUGUUAAUACGCUUGCCGUUACUCCGAAGCGGAGGCCUGAUACACCAGUUCCUAAAAAAUCAUCACGCAUCACCAGAUCAGGAGAUUCUAUUUUAUUUACUAACUACAAUUUGAACGCUAAUUUAUCUAGCAAAAAUAACAAGACGCGUCGCACUUCUACUUGUCCAGAAAAAAAUGAAGAUGUCAAUGCACGCACACCGUCGCCGGAGAAUAUUUCUACCAAAAAAGACUCCCUGGAUACAGAUUCAAAUGGUAAUGCUGUUAAUAAUGAUUCUUUUACGAAUAAAGAUAAAGACGCUGCGACUCCCGUUGACAAUGAGCGCCCGCAAAGAACAGCCAAAGUUGUUGCCAUGAUAACUCUGGACACUCAUUCAAGGAUAAAUCACAACAAAACGAGUCCCCAUAACUCGUCAAGUAAAAAAAGCGAGGAAAAACGGGACUGCGAGGUGAUCUGUAUGGAAGAUCCGGUGGGCAUUAAAGUCAGAUCAAGAAGCAGUAAAUUAAUUUCCUCGGCAUCGUCGUCGUCGUCAUCACCUGUUGAAACUGUCUCAUUAAACGAUGAAAGCGAGUCGGAAAGCGACACUGAGUUAAGAGAUAAAAGAUUGCGUAGUAAAAGUAUAAAAAGAUCACAAAGACUCAUUAAAUCAGGGUUAAAAAAUAAAUUUAAUGACAUACAAAUUUCAGACGCCGCGGAUGAUGACGAAUUAGGGCCUAAUAAAAAAAUAAUAAAACUUAGUUCUGUUGAUACUAAGCUUAACCGUCAGGUGUGGUUAUCUGACAAUACGAUGGAACAAAUGCCGAUGUGGUGUCCUCCAACACCUCCAACUUCGGAUAACGACGUGUACGUGGAUUACUCCCUAGGAUUUUUGUACGAGAACACACCGAUGACUGAAGCGCAAUUGCCGCCAGUGUAUGUGAAAAAAGAGCUGAAGCGAAGUCGGACCGAGACGACGCCGGCGGAAAGAGAUGGACGACGUCCCGCUAAAAUACGUCAUAAAGAUGAUUCUUCAUUUGCUCCGAGGUCGCUAUUUGACCGCCCGACUCCUGCGUUGCUCAAAGCACGCCGUGACAUGAAGCUCCACAAACACAGAGGAAUUCGGCCGCCGAUAACGAUCCCGGGGGUCAAGCCUACAGUUCUCAAGGCAAUUGAACCCGAGCCAAUGCUAGACUGGUUGGUCCAUGAAGAUUGGGCACUGCUUCAGGCGCUCCAGGUCUAUCAGGGCUUGUCGCUCAAUCUGAUGGUCAUUUCGCCGGCUCACACGCCUAAUUGGGAUCUGGUUGCUGACAUUGUUAACAAUAUUUCGAGGAUCUAUAGGUCACCCAAACAGUGUCGGUAUCGGUAUGAGUCUGUUAUUGUUCCGAGGGAAGAGGGCAAAAUUAUGUAUGACACUACUCCUAAGAAACAAAAGAAACAGAAAGGAGUUAUGAAAUUGCCACAUGUUGUUGAGCAGCACAGCAAAACGAAUCGCCCGAUGCGUACAAGCCAGCUUUAUGAUCACGAUAAAAACAACUCAUUUACAUUGAUGUGUAUUCAGCGUCUCGAUACUAUUAAAAUGUUGAUGGGAAAAAAAGGCCCGGGGACUACAAAAUCCCUGAUAGUUAGUAAUCCGACAGCGACAAAUCCAAAGCAUGCAGCCGUAUUAGCUGAUCACGGUGUUCAAUAUGAUAAUCCUAUGUCACCACUUGAUGUUGCAAUACGUCGAGCUGACAGGAUUAACAAAGAAAAAAAUAAAAAUACUAAUAUAUUAACACCUGACCAGCAAACGGCAGCGCGAUUAGCUCAACAGCAGCAAGCUCAAGCCCAAGCUCAAGCUCAAGCUCAAGCUCAAUUGCAACAAGUGCAGCAAUCUCAAGCAAAUCCGCAAGUCCAGACUCAACAGAUUCACAUAAAUUCGCAACAACAACAAAUUGUCCAGCAAGUGGCGACUAUAAAUACAACAACUUCACAAUUGCAGUCGCAAAUAGUUUCUGUGACCACAGCGGGGCCUACAGUUAAAACCACCAGUGUGACCAGUGCAGUAACCAGCGGCACUUCAGUGGUGACAGCUUUAAAAGUCCGUCAAGGCACUUUGCCGAUCCAAGAUGUAAGAUCUAACACAGCUGUUGUGAGUGUAGCGAAUCUCCAACCUGGCCAGCGGAUUCCUACAGCUAGCCUUGUGUCUGUAGCACAGUCGGGUGCUCAGAAAGGGAUCGUGAGUGUCACGAUGGCUGCACCACCGGGCGCUAAGCCGCUGACUCCUAGCCAGUUGCAGUAUUACGCUCGGCAGCAGCAAUUGUUGGUUCGCCAGCCAUAUAGUGUAGCUAAUCAGCAACAACUUAAAGCUCUGCAAGCAGCAGCCAGUGGGCAGAAGGUUUCUGUCUCGGUCGCAGGAACUCCUCAGCAGCGAGCUACUCUGAUGAAACAGAGCGUCGUUGGGAACACUGUCGCUCAAGUAGCCGUCGGAAAAUCUAUCUCACGAGUACCGGAGGCAGAUAUGGCUAUGAUUAAGCGACAAGUUGCGUUGCAGCAGGGAAAAGCUGUCGUGCAGAUGUCGUCGCCCUCGGGACUGACUCCGCAUCAAAUACUCACGCAAGCUGGCCUUCAUGCACAACAGUCUGGAACCUCGACCAGUGCUACUGGUGUUGCUAAUCCAGUUGCUGGUGGUACUCCAGUUACUGCGGCACUUGUUAAAGCCAGUAUGGUUCGCGGUGCUCCGACUUCUCAGCAGCUUCGGCAAAUUGGUAUGCAUCCUAUGAUCAAUCCUAAAAGAUUGACGGGGCAAAAGGUGACUCAGCUUACGCAAAUUGCGGGAAAAGUUGGCGUACAGGCCCAGUUUAUUGUUCCUCCUAAGAAUACUAUGACGGUUCAACAAGUUUUCAAAAAUGUACAGCCCUCUGCGAUGCAACAAUUUGCUCAGGUAUCAGCGGGAACUGGUGUGACGCCUUCAGGACAAGUCGUUCUAACAAAGCCACCAAUGCAAACUCGCGUAAUUCCAGUGACAGUUGCGGGAUCAAAUGCAUUGAAACAAACAAUCCAGGUCGUUGCUGCAAGCAGUGCACAAUUAAGACAAUCGUUACCACAAGGUAAACCGAUUGUUACCACUGCGAGAGGUAGCCCAGGCCCCAGUCAAGUCAGACUGCAAAAUGUCGCACAUUCUAUGCUCCAACAACAGGUGCUCCAGCAGCAACAGCAACCACAACAACAGCAGCCUCAACCGUCUAAUAGUCAACAAGAUCCGUUAGCUAAAUAA
Cotesia congregata is the source of this 10800-nucleotide messenger RNA. Lineage: Eukaryota; Metazoa; Arthropoda; Insecta; Hymenoptera; Braconidae. The record is from the annotation of a GenBank genome assembly.